Molecule: messenger RNA, 1910 nt
Organism: Durio zibethinus
Lineage: Eukaryota; Viridiplantae; Streptophyta; Magnoliopsida; Malvales; Malvaceae
Product: Tetratricopeptide repeat (TPR)-like superfamily protein
Biological process (GO): RNA modification
Molecular function (GO): zinc ion binding; RNA binding; protein binding
Source: RefSeq, a predicted model, not a curated record
AGGUCAUUGCCUCAUUAACCAAUAAAUGCCAUCCAUCACUCUAUCUCCAACAAAGCAGCUCUCCCUGGAAUUAAAUGCCACCCAGACCCCAUCUCUGCUUGAACGAUGUUCGAAAAUGGAGGAACUCAAGCGGAUUCAUGCACACAUGUUCAAAACAGGUCUUGUUGCAGAUACCAUCUUAGUAAGCAAAGUCCUUACUUUCUGUGUGUCUCCGAAAUAUGGUAAUCUAGAAUACGCCCAGAUGGUUUUUGAUAGAGUAAACAGACCCAAUACUUUCAUGUACAACGCCAUGAUUAAAGGAUAUGCAAAGAGCAACAAACCAGAAAAAGCCCUUCUUCUAUAUCAGCAUAUGCUGUAUGUUUCAGUUCCACACAAUUCCUACACUUUUCCUUUCUUGCUUAAAGCGUGUUCCAGUUUGUCAGCCAUGGAAGAAACCAAGCAAAUUCACGCUCAUGUCAUAAAGUUAGGUUUUGCCUCGGAGGUUUAUGCCACAAAUUCCCUGCUUCAUGUCUAUGCAACAUCCGGCAGCAUCAAUGCUGCACGUCUGCUCUUUGACCAGGUCUCUGAACGAGACAUUGUUUCUUGUAACACAAUGGUUGACGGCUAUGCAAAGUGUGGCAAGAUGGAAAUUGCAUAUGAAAUUUUCAAGGACAUGCCAACAAAGAAUGUCAUUUCUUGGACAACUAUGAUUUCUGGCUAUGUUGGGGCGGGCAUGCAUAAGGAAGCCUUGAAUUUAUUUCAUGAAAUGCAGACUGAAGGUGUCAAACCUGACAAUGUUGCCCUGGCAAGCAUUCUUUCUGCUUGUUCAUGUCUUGGAGCACUGGAUCAAGGGAGAUGGAUUCAUGCAUAUAUUGACAAAAUAGGAAUUGAGAUUGACCCAAUCUUAGGCUGCGUUCUUAUAGACAUGUAUGCAAAGUGUGGUGACAUGGAAGAAGCUUUAGAACUUUUUAAGAAAGUGAAGAAAAAAGAAGUCUCUUUGUGGACUGCACUAAUUUCUGGAUUUGCAAUUCAUGGCCGUGGAAGAGAAGCACUUGACUGGUUUGAGAAUAUGCAAAAAGAAGGAAUCAAGCCAAACCAUAUCACUUUUACUGCAAUUCUGACAGCAUGUAGUCACUCAGGACUGGUUGAUGCAGGAAAAUCAUUGUUUGAGAGCAUCAGCGGAGUUCAUAAAUUGAGCCCAAGAAUUGAGCAUUAUGGGUGCAUGGUUGAUCUGCUAGGCCGAGCAGGGUUCUUGAAAGAAGCAAAGGGAUUGAUUGAGAAAAUGCCUGUAAAACCAAAUGCUGUUGUUUGGGGAGCACUGCUCAAUGCCUGCCGGAUGCAUAGAAAUGUUGAAUUAGGUAAAAAGAUAGGGAAAAUCCUGGUUGAAGACGAUUCAGACCAUGGUGACCGGUACAUUCACUUGGCAAGCGUUCAUGCGGCAGCAGGGGACUGGGACCAAGCAGUUCAAACAAGGAGGCAGAUGAAAGAACGAGGGGUUUCCAAACUUCCUGGGUGCAGUGCAAUUAGUCUGAAUGGGGUUGUCCAUGAAUUCUUAGCCGGAGGUCGGUCCCACCCACAUACAACAGAGAUUUACCACAUGUGGGACAAUAUUGCUGAAAGACUUAAAAAGGAAGGAUAUAAACCUGCAUUGCAGAAUCUACUGCUUGAUCUCGAGGAUGAAGCCAAAGAAAUGGCAAUCAAUCAGCACAGCGAGAAGCUUGCUAUUGCAUUUGGAUUACUUAGAACUAAACCAGGGACGACAAUUAGAAUUUUCAAGAAUCUUCGGAUAUGUGAGGACUGCCACACGGUAACAAAACUUAUCUCAGAGAUAUAUGAUAGGGAGAUUGUCAUGAGGGAUAGAACCAGGUUUCACAUUUUUAGGAAUGGCAACUGUACUUGUGGAGAUAAAUGGUGAGGAUGGAGAGAACACC